Sinocyclocheilus grahami is the source of this 542-nucleotide messenger RNA. Its product is annotated as serine/threonine-protein kinase 16-like. Bases 96 to 542 code for a protein of 148 amino acids. NCBI's taxonomy places the organism in Eukaryota, Metazoa, Chordata, Actinopteri, Cypriniformes, Cyprinidae. The record is from RefSeq and is a predicted model, not a curated record. Gene Ontology annotation, cellular component: cytoplasm; Golgi apparatus. Gene Ontology annotation, molecular function: protein serine/threonine kinase activity; ATP binding. The transcript is spliced from 4 exons. Gene Ontology annotation, biological process: protein phosphorylation.
CCACGCUUACUGUGGACACGAAUUCGCCGUUACCGUAACGAGUUCACGUGCCUCUCCUCCAUCCAUGGUGGGUCUUAAGCAAUGCUCCAGAGAAGAUGGGACAAGCUCUGUGUAUCUGCUCGCGCAGUGCCAUCACCUUUGACAACAAGAAAUACUACUUCAUCCAGAAACUAGACGAAGGAGGUUUCAGCUAUGUGGAUCUGGUAGAAGGUGCGCAUGAUGGCCGCUUCUACGCUCUAAAGCGGAUCCUUUGCCAUGACCGCGAGGGCCGCAAGGAGGCUCAGACCGAGGUGGAGAUGCACCGCCUUUUCAACCAUCCCAACAUCCUCAGCCUGACCUCACACACCUUCAUGGAGCGCGGCGGGAAGUGUGAGGCCUGGCUGUUGCUCCCAUACAUCAGUAAGGGAAGUCUGUGGUCUGUUCUGGAGAAGCUGCGGGAUAAGGGGAGCUCUAUGCCUGAGAGCCGCAUACUACACAUUCUGCAUGGCAUCUGUGAAGGCCUCAAAGCUAUUCAUGACAAAGAAUAUGCACACAGGUAUUGA